AUGCUUCAAGAUAAAAUAAUUGAACCAUCGUCCUCACCCUGGAGCUCACCCAUAUGGAUCGUGCCUAAAAAACUAAACUCACAAGGGGAACGAACUUGGAGAAUUGUAAUCGAUUAUAGAAACCUAAAUAACAUCACUGUUGGGGAGACAUAUCCUAUCCCACAGAUAUCCGAAAUACUAGAUCAACUAGGUAAUAGCAGAUACUUCAGUACCCUCGACCUUACUUCAGGCUUUCACCAAAUUCUAAUUGAUCCCUUAGAUGCACCAAAGACGGCUUUCUCAGUGCCGCAAGGUCAUUUCCAAUUUAACAGAAUGCCAUUUGGCCUUAAAAAUGCACCUACAACAUUCCAAAAGCUCAUGAACAAUUGUCUUUCUGGCCUACAAGGUAAUAGGUGUUUCGUUUAUCUCGAUGAUAUCGUUAUAUAUAGCUAUGAUCUUAAAUCACACAUCAAUAACCUCAGUAAAGUAUUUGAGAGAAUCAGGAACUAUAACUUAAAGUUGCAACCGGAAAAAUGCGAAUUUCUCCGGAAAGAAGUAGGGUAUCUAGGUCAUAUUAUCAAUGAAGAAGGAGUAAAACCGAACCCUGAUAAGAUUCAAGCCGUGGCAAAAUUCCCCACACCGAAGUCACCGAAGGAUAUAAAAUCCUUUCUAGGACUUGUCUCUUACUAUAGACGUUUUAUCCCCGAUUUCUCUAAGUUAGCCAAACCUCUGACAUCCCUUCUUAAAAAGGACACUGCCUUCAACUGGCAAAAUGAACAACAGUUAUCCUUUGAAACCCUAAAAUCCAAACUCAUAUCAGCUCCUAUCCUAGCGUAUCCUGACUUUUCACAACCAUUCCUGCUUACCUGCGACGCUUCAAAUUAUGCCAUUUCCGCCAUCCUAUCCCAAGGACAGAUCGGAAAAGACCGUCCUAUCGCGUUUGCAUCUAGAACCCUCAACAAAGCGGAAUGCAACUAUACCGUGACAGAAAAAGAGUGUCUCGCAGUAAUUUUUGGAACAAAAAUCUUUAGACCAUACAUCUACGGUCAUCAUUUUACUGUCAUAACAGACCAUAAGCCUUUAGAAUGGCUAUUUAGAUGUAAAGAUCCUGGUUCUAGGCUUGUACGCUGGAGACUUAUCCUAGAAGAAUUUGAGUACGAUAUUAAAUAUAAAAAGGGAAAGCUCAAUACAAAUGCCGAUGCAUUAUCCCGUUUUCCGGUAAAUCCCAUCCAGCCUGUAAACCUUCCUGAAUCAAAUCAAAUUAUUGAAGAUCGACAAAGUAUGAGGUUAGAUGAAAAUUUGAUGGACUUACUAAUACCACCACCUUCAUUUAAUCCAGAUGAAAUAACCAACUUAUCCCCAAAUCCUUUAUCCGCUGAGGAACACGCCUUUAGUCCGUUAACACUGAAUGACCUCGACGUCCAUGCUGGUUCCUCUCCUACAUUUCUUGAUCUUGAUGAUACUAAUGCUCGAAAGAAUAGUUCAUCAGAAAACAAAGCCCCUGGCAAACUUAAUGAUGAAAAUCCAUCCUCAUCCGUUCGACAACACCCCACGACGGACAGCUUAUUAAUAGGAAGUCCACCUUCUUGUAUCCCUAGGAAAAUCUCCACAAACACUAACUCUUCUACACCUUCUGAUGUAAAUACAGAAAACCCAGUUUCUCGAUCCCCAGUAGAACAACCUCGAGACUCAGACUCACCAAUAGAAAACGCUAUAAUGACUGACGACUACUCCGUUUUCCUCAAAUCUAUGUCAGAUCCUAAUAAACAUUAUAAUGUACAGAUAGAAGAGCAUAAUCAAAACCUAUUAAAAGGCCAAUCGAAAACACUCUUAAUACCUACCUCAAUCGAUCUCGACGAAUCCAACCCUUAUGUUCAAGAAAUCAUAGGUAAUUUGCCGACUGGCAGCAAUAUACCUAACAUCGAAAAAGAAUUACACUCCUUCUGUAAAAUUGACUCAAAUAAUAAAACUUUUUAUUUAAUUUUCAUUAAAGUUCACCAUUUUGAUGAAGCUUCAUAUCCCGAAAUAUUCGAGACCCUUAAACGCAUCCGCAAUGAAUUAUUAAUAAAUGAUAAUACAAAGGACAUAGGAAUAACAGAUUUCAAAAAUCCAUUUGAAAAACAUUCGUUUGUUAAAAUUUAUAAUAUGUUAAAUUAUCUAUUCCAUAAUACAGAGAUCAAAAUUAAUAUAUAUCAUAAUAAUGUAACCUACCCGUCUCCAACGGAGAUUAAGAAAAUCUUAUUCGACAAUCAUGAUAUCCCAAUUGCCGGACACCUCGGCUCAAAUCGUAUGUUCAACCGGAUUAAGGAGAGUUAUUAUUGGAAAGGUAUGCGUAGCGACAUUGAAACCUAUGUUAAACAAUGUAAACAGUGUCAAGAAAAUAAAGCGUUGAGGAAAAUUAAUAGAGCCCCGAUGCAGAUCACUAGUACGUCAACUGCACCAUGUCAACGCAUAUCCCUUGACAUCGUCGGUCCAUUGCCAGAAGCAGGUCCUGCAAAACUGAAGUACAUCCUAACCGUCCAAGAUGAUCUAACGAAAUUCUCCACUGCAUAUCCCAUCCGAAGUACAACCGCCGAAGAAACCAGCGAAUGCCUCCUUCACUUCAUUUCCAUUUUCGGUAUCCCAAAAAUUAUCCUAACUGACCAAGGCACAAAUUUUACUUCCGAAUUAUUCCAAAGAACUUGCAAUUUCCUUAAGAUCAAACAGUUAUGGUCAUCGCCCUACCAUCCCCAGACCCAGGGUGCACUUGAGAGGAGUCACUCUACCCUCAAGGAGUAUCUCAAGUCGUAUGUGAACGAAGGCCAAGAUAACUGGCCCCGCUAUGUUUACACCGCGAUGUUAGCAUAUAAUACGGCCGUACAUUCAACAACUCAUUUUACACCAUACGAGUUAAUGUUUGGAAAUAAACCUUUCAUACCAAAUUCAGUUUUCCAAGAACCGACCGGAACGACAUAUCCCGAAUACGUCCGGAUGCUCCAAAAUCGAUUAAAAUACUCUCGUCAAAAAGCAGUAGAACAUAUCCAGAAAUCCAAGGGCAUAUCUAAAACAUACUAUGACUCGCCAUGUCAGCUAAGAGUCAAAUCCAACAAGAAUUUGUACAACAAAUCAAUGCAAGCUCCGGACUAUAUUUGGACAGUUUGGGUCAAAUCAAAAUAUCCAGCGGCCAACUUAAUAUACUUAUACCAUUAG
Molecule: messenger RNA, 3168 nt
Organism: Bombyx mori (domestic silkworm)
Lineage: Eukaryota; Metazoa; Arthropoda; Insecta; Lepidoptera; Bombycidae
Exons: 2
Coding region: 1-3168 (1055 amino acids)
Biological process (GO): DNA integration
Molecular function (GO): nucleic acid binding
Source: RefSeq, a predicted model, not a curated record